Molecule: messenger RNA, 1900 nt
Organism: Photinus pyralis (common eastern firefly)
Lineage: Eukaryota; Metazoa; Arthropoda; Insecta; Coleoptera; Lampyridae
Product: cytochrome P450 9e2-like
Exons: 7
Coding region: 151-1746 (531 amino acids)
Molecular function (GO): heme binding; iron ion binding; oxidoreductase activity, acting on paired donors, with incorporation or reduction of molecular oxygen
Source: RefSeq, a predicted model, not a curated record
AUUACACUAACAACAAGAUAUACGGCAUAGUGGCAAUUUUAUUUUCGUAAAAAUGAUAAACUGUGCCCCUUGAUAUCUCGAUGUGUUAUUGAGACAUUCUCCAUAAAAAGUAAAGCAGAUAGGGCAUUAGUAAGUAAAGAUUUGUUCAGUAUGGGGUUACUAAUAGUCAUCGCCCUGGUUGCGAUCGCUGUUUUUAUCUUCCGAGAGAUCUACAAGCUUCAGCAUUGGAAAAGGCUAUCAGUGCCAUACGAUGGGGGCGUACCGUUAUUUGGUAACCUGGCGCAGGCAAUGUUACAGAAAAGGGCCAUCGCCCUCAUCCAAAAAGAUUUAUAUGAGAAAUACUCCAAUCAUAGGUACUUUGGGUACUUUAUGUUCACCUGCCCCAGUCUGGUUAUACGCGAUCUUGAUCUUGUGAAGCAGAUUUGUAUUAGAGAUUUCGACCACUUCACCGACCACCGAGAGUUCCUGCCGGUAGACGCGGAUCCAUUCUGGAAUAAAAUAUUGUUUGCCAGAAAAGGUCGCGACUGGCACGAUUUCCGCAAAUUGGUUGCGCCCGCCUUUACGCAAAGCAAAAUGAAGCAAAUGUUUCCUUAUAUGACCGAAUGCGCGGACCGACUGAUUUGCAGCCUUCCCGAAAGUAAGGAGGUAAUCUCGAUGGAUAUCCACGACCUGUUCAUCAAAGUCGCGAACGAUCUCACGUUGAAUUUGGCGUAUGGCAUCAACUGCAAUUCAUUCAACGAUCCCAAUAAUCAAUUUUAUACUAUGGCGAAAAAUGAGUUUGUGUUGUCCCGGAUUAAGGGAUUUAAAUUUUUUGGAGCCGCCAUAAGCAAGCCAUUCGCAAACUUUUUCAAGGUUAGUUUCUUCAGCGAAGAAUCGAAGAAAUUCUAUAAGAAGCUUAUGAAGGAGACCCUUGCGUAUCGAAAGAAGAACGACUUGGUGCGAGUGGAUGUUCUGCACAUAAUGAAAGAAGCCCAAAAGGGCGAGCUUCACUUUGAGAAAGAGGAUGCUGAGGAUGAAAAACUCUUUGAUCCUAAAAACAUGAACGGCCUCGGUAAUAAUCACGCUUCUAAGCUGCGCAUAUCCGAUGAAGACAUCACGGUCCAGCUCAUGGGGUUGUUCUUCUCCAGUUUCGACUCGUUUACCACUUAUCUUUGCAAUUGUGCCUAUGAGUUAACCCUUAACUCAGAUGUCCAAGAGAAACUAAUCAAGGAAAUCGAUCAAACCUGGACGAAGUGCGAAGGAAAAAUCACCUACGAGUCUAUAAUUAACAUGAAAUACUUCGAAAUGGUAUGCCAAGAGACUCUUCGAUUACGUAGUCCCACCGUGUUUUUAGACCGCGUCGUGACAAAGCCCUACACUAUUCCACCGGUGCUGCCACACGAGAAACCCCUACACCUUAAAAAGGGGCAAGACAUAACAAUCCCUGCCUUCUGCUUUACACGCGAUGAACAUUACUUUGAGAAUCCCGAAAAGUUCGAUCCAGAAAGAUUCAGCGAUGAAAACAAAGCGAGCAUUUUACCGCAGACCAUGUUAACAUUUGGUCUUGGUUCAAGAGCUUGCAUGGGAUCCCGAAUGGCCGUGCUUCAAACAAAACUUGUGCUGUUUUACUUCCUGUUGAGAUACCGCUUGGUACCCACCGAGAAAACUGCGAUCCCAUUCCAAAUACACAAGUCCAGCAUUUCUCAAAGCAGUGAGCAUGGAUACUGGUUGGGUUUGAGACAACGUACCGACAGUCCUCACAUGUAAACAUUGUGGAACAAUAAUGAAUGUUUAUUUUUAUGGUUAAUUAGAAAGUAAAAAUUGUGUCAAUUAAUCUGACCGCUUGUAUUAAUUAUGUUAAUUAAAAGAAUUUUUCGGUGCAGAUCCCAUUAAAUCCCUUAGGUUCUGGAACAGGCGUGGA